Molecule: messenger RNA, 2816 nt
Organism: Eptesicus fuscus (big brown bat)
Lineage: Eukaryota; Metazoa; Chordata; Mammalia; Chiroptera; Vespertilionidae
Gene: CYTH1
Product: cytohesin 1
Exons: 13
Coding region: 91-1287 (398 amino acids)
Biological process (GO): regulation of ARF protein signal transduction
Molecular function (GO): guanyl-nucleotide exchange factor activity
Source: RefSeq, a predicted model, not a curated record
AGCCCGGCAGAGGCGAGCGGGGCCGAACGCGGCUGGACGCGAGGGGCGAGCAGCGAGCCGGGCGCGGAGCCCGCCGUCGGCACCGGCACCAUGGAGGAGGACGACAGCUACGUGCCCAGCGACCUGACUGCCGAGGAGCGGCAGGAGCUGGAGAACAUCCGGCGCCGGAAGCAGGAGCUGCUGGCCGACAUCCAGAGGCUGAAGGAUGAGAUAGCGGAAGUGGCCAAUGAAAUUGAAAACCUGGGCUCCACAGAGGAGAGGAAGAACAUGCAGAGGAACAAGCAGGUGGCCAUGGGCAGGAAAAAAUUUAACAUGGACCCUAAAAAGGGGAUCCAGUUCUUGAUAGAGAAUGACCUGCUGAAGAACACCUGUGAGGACAUCGCCCAGUUCUUGUAUAAAGGCGAGGGGCUCAACAAAACAGCCAUCGGGGACUACCUGGGGGAGAGAGACGAGUUCAACAUCCAGGUUCUCCACGCGUUCGUGGGCUUACACGAGUUCACCGACCUGAACCUGGUCCAGGCGCUGCGGCAGUUCCUGUGGAGCUUCCGGCUGCCGGGAGAGGCGCAGAAGAUCGACCGGAUGAUGGAGGCGUUCGCCCAGCGCUACUGCCAGUGCAACCCCGGCGUGUUCCAGUCCACGGACACGUGCUAUGUCCUCUCAUUCGCCAUCAUCAUGCUGAACACCAGCCUGCACAACCCCAACGUCAAAGACAAGCCCACAGUGGAGAGGUUCAUCGCCAUGAACCGUGGCAUCAACGACGGCGGGGACCUGCCCGAGGAGCUGCUGCGGAACCUCUACGAGAGCAUCAAAAACGAGCCCUUCAAAAUCCCGGAGGACGACGGCAACGACCUCACGCACACCUUCUUCAACCCGGACCGCGAGGGCUGGCUCCUGAAGCUCGGAGGUGGCCGGGUCAAGACCUGGAAACGCCGCUGGUUCAUUCUGACCGACAACUGCCUGUACUACUUUGAGUACACGACGGACAAGGAGCCCCGGGGGAUCAUCCCGCUGGAGAACCUGAGCAUCCGGGAGGUGGAGGACUCCAAAAAGCCCAACUGCUUCGAGCUGUACAUCCCGGACAGCAAGGACCAGGUCAUCAAGGCCUGCAAGACGGAGGCGGACGGGCGCGUGGUGGAGGGCAACCACACCGUGUACCGCAUCUCCGCCCCGACGCCCGAGGAGAAGGAGGAGUGGGUCAAACGCAUCAGGGCGGCCAUCAGCAGGGACCCCUUCUACGAGAUGCUGGCCACGCGGAAGAAGAAAGUGUCCUCCACCAAGAGACACUGAGCGCGGGGACGGCGCCGCCCUGCUCCUGCUUCAGCUUCGCCGUUUGUUUCGAGUGGGAGCCGCAGGGCGGGCCGCUGGGCGGGCCGGGGCUUCUCUCCGGGAAGAAGGGAGCUCCGGCAGAGCCCGCGCAGUCUCCGCUCAGCCGCCGCGGCCGAGCCCCGGGACAGUGCCGCUCGGGUUCCCGGGAGGAAGCCUCCAGCCGCUCAGGACCCGUGCCUCGCAGUGUCACGUCGAGAACGCGCAGGGAGGAGAAGCCACGUCCCAUAAAGAUACAGUUUCGGUUUUGUUUUUAAAGAGGAAGACGAAGCAGAGCUGUACGCGUGCAUCCUGCCCGUCGGCGGGGAGGCUUCUCCCCGGGCAGCUGCCAAGGGCAUGGGCCUGGGCCGGCGGCAGAGGAGCAGCAGGGACGUGACCCUGGCACACCGUCUGGGCCGCCGUGUCCCGGGCACCGGGAGUGCUGAGCGGGGAGCACCUGCCAGAUCCUCCUGCUGCUCGGCUCUCGGCAUCCACGCCCGCGGGGCUUUAGAAUAGAAAGCGCGUUUCUGCGCUCAGCACCUCAUAACCAAACUGUGCGGCGGCCCGCGGAGCCCGGGUGACGGGAGUCCCGUGUGGCUCUGCUUUCCCCGGCCAGGCUCCUCGAGAGGGCGGCCUCCCCUCCCGGCUGCACCUUCCUGCGCACCCCUCCCUGGACACGGGCCCUGGUCAGCCCGCGGGGCAGGGAGCAGGGCGGCAGCGGCCGUGCUGUGGCUUCGCUGUCCCUUCUGACGGGGCGGGCCCCCCUCCGGCCUGUGGGGUGAAGGACCGGAGCGGCCUGGCCCUGCCUUCUCUCAGGGACCGGCUCCUGUCGCCCGCAGCCAGACCGGAGGGCGCUUGCAUCUCUGGAAAUAGCUUUCGGAAAAGGGCAGGUGGGAGUGGGAGGGGCUCUGGGGCCCUCAGUGAUGGGCAACCUUCUGAGCUCGGUGUGUCAAACUUCGCCAAAAAACUGAGCAUAACUCGGGUGGUGUGUCACUUUGAGGAAAAAACUAACUCCAAGACUCUAGUCGCAAGUGUUUCAUCCUCAGGAGCAGCAAAUGUUUCAUCCUCGGCAUGCGGCCGCGUGUCCUCAGAAAUGGCCUCGCGGGUCAGUGCUGACACGCGUGUCACAGGUUCGCCAUCACUGGGAUAGGUCCUCCCUGGAGUGGCUUCAGGCGCUUUUACGCCGGAGCCCGUGAAGGCGACAGGUCGGCUGGAACCUGAUCUUCAGGCCGAGCGGAGUCCGGGCCGCCUCAGGCGGGCCGCAGCCCUCCCCCUGCCGGGGCGUCAGUAUUAGUCUAUUUAUCAGAGGUGUAAAUUAUCAUGUAUAGUUUUCUCCUUUCAGAUUAUUUUGUAUUUGUUUAAAAAAAGUUUGUGAAAAUAUAAAAUAUAAAGAAAGCUGUUGACAGGGUUUUUAAAGAAUUAUAAUUAUUAUCCCAGUUGUUUUGUUUGGUUGGGCUUUUUCUUUGUAAACUAGCGCCAAGGAAGUGCAGCAAAUAAACUCCAGUCUGCCCGCG